UGAAAAUUGAAACACACAUCUAACAGAUGGGUGAAUCUCUGAUUCUCGAAUAAACCCCAUUUGAGAGCAAAAGCAACUACCGUUAAGACCUUGAAGCAAAUCAAGUUUCGAUUUUUCUUCGUCCCCAAGCUUUUACUUCUGAUUCUCAACGACCCCGAGAGAGCCACAUCGGAAGUCUAAGGCGUUCUAGGGUUUUACCAAUCUCCUAAUUCGCUGCUCCGUUGCAAUAUGUCGAGAAAGAAAUCUCCCGUCGUCUUGCCCCAACCGAUUCUCCGCCGCUCCGCGAGGCUUAUCUCUCGGCAUAGUCAACAAAAACCCACGAAAGAUCUGAGCUUUGGCUCGGAACCACCGAAGAAAACCCGCCGCGAACUCGGAGCAGAACCCAAGAAAUCCCCAAAAUCGCUUAGGGUUUCGAAAAGAGGGGUUUUCGAAAAGUCUCCACCUUUAAGCUCCACGAAGCCUUUAGCAUCGACCCCAUCAAGCUCUUUCACUCUGAGACGCUCUCCUAGGUUCUCUAAUGGAGAAGGAAGGUCUCUGUAUCAUUUUCAAUCAGGUAACAGUGUGUUGAGUAGUUGUAGUAGUGCCAAAUCUGGUGUGGAAGGUAGAGACAGAAGUAGAAGUGGUCCAAAGACUAAUCAAGUGGUUAGAGAAGAAGAAGAAGUUAGUGUUUGUGUUGGUGAGGGGAAAGGAAAUGGUGUGAGGUCUAGGGAUAUAAGUAGAACUCGUCCUUGUCCAAAUACUAAGCAGAUUUGUAUUGAUUGUGAUUGUCAUGAUGAUGGUGAUGAAGAAGAGGUUAGUGUCUGCCUUAAUGAGGUGAAAAGGAUGAGACUUUCAAAGGAUAAAGCUGAUGAAGGGAAGGGAAUAGAGAAGGAAGAAGGAGUGAAGACGAAGAACGAGAGAGGAUGGACAGAUGAGCUUGAGUUAGCUUUACAGGGAGCUUAUCUGACAGUGAAGCCAAGUCCUAACUUCUGGAAAAAGGUUUCUAAGAUGGUCCCUGGAAAAUCUGCUCAGGAGUGUUUCGAUAGAGUCAACGCAGAUCUCAUCACUCCUCGUCAAACUCAGCCUAGGUCAAGAGCCAAGAAGUCGAACUUAUCACCAAUCCCGCAGUUUUCUCUAUCUGCAAGUAAGCUACUGAAACCUAACUCACCAAAGACUAAGAUACGGCAGAGGAAAGGUAAUCUCUCUAAGAAAGCGAUCAGGCAUCUAGUGGAGAAGCAGAAUCAUAUGGAUCAAGGUCUUGGAUGUGAUCUCUUCUCAGUUCUUGAGCCUGGCGUUGCCACAAGCAGCUUCCUCUCAACUCCAACGGAGAAAGGGAAAAGUCUUCCGAGAAUCAUUGAAAGUCCAAUAAGGCCUGGCUCAAGUAAAGAUCAAACGAGUCUCGUUAGCCCUCCAGUGCUGAAACAGGUGAAAAACAAGGCGUUGCAUGAGAAGUACAUUGAUCAUCUUCAUCUGAGGGAAGCUAAGAGAAGAGCAGAGUAUAAGCGGCUUGUCGGGAAAGAGAAUGUUAGACCUAUGGAUAAUCAGACUAACGUGAGAGCAGCUAAAGAUGCUCUUUUCUUUGAUGUGCAAGAUGCAGUGCAGAAGCUUAAGGGGUUAGAGACUGAGGACUCAUCUAGUUCUUCAGAGUUCUGCUAUGGUCUUGGUGAAACUGACGAAGAAGAUGAAUCAAUCUAAUCUCUAACCAGGUAGCUUUGAUUGUGUAAGGGGAUAGAGAUUAGAGUAAAUCAUUACUGUGAAUCUUAGUCUUGUAACCGAGAGUGAAACUACUUGUUUGUUUGGUUUAGUCAAAUGUUGUAUAGACUACAAAUGUUGAUUCUCUAAUAUGAAGAUUAA
Molecule: messenger RNA, 1833 nt
Organism: Eruca vesicaria subsp. sativa (arugula)
Lineage: Eukaryota; Viridiplantae; Streptophyta; Magnoliopsida; Brassicales; Brassicaceae
Source: the annotation of a GenBank genome assembly